UCUCGUUUACACCGCUUUCAACAGUGAGUCGCGUCUCGUCUCCUUCAACGCGUUCGAAGACCAUCGGGCCGCAUAUCAUUGGGUUGUGGGCCUUCCCCGCAGGUAUCACAACUUCGUGACAUGCCGUUGCAAACUCCCCCUAAUCUCUGCAAACGGGGCGAUCCGGGCGUAUCUAGGAUCGCGAUCCUUGACAACAAUAUCGUGCGAAUGCUGACGAGUGCGUUCCUUUUCAAUCUUCGCCGACCUCUCGCCACUGUUCUCUUCGCUCGUCUCUCGUCAUCGCAACUAUCAUUCUUCGCCUGCGUUCGCAGAUGUCUAAUCGAGAAGACUCCGUUUACCUCGCGAAGCUCGCUGAGCAGGCUGAGCGAUAUGAGGAAAUGGUUGAGAACAUGAAGACCGUCGCCUCUGCCGACCAAGAGCUCACCGUUGAAGAGCGAAACCUCCUUUCCGUCGCCUACAAGAACGUCAUUGGUGCUCGUCGUGCCUCUUGGCGAAUCGUCUCUUCCAUCGAACAGAAGGAAGAGUCCAAGGGUAACGCCGACCAGGUCUCCAUGAUCAAGGCCUACAGGGAAAAGAUUGAGGGCGAACUCGCCAAGAUCUGCGAGGACAUUCUGCAAGUCUUGGAGAAGCACCUCAUUCCCUCCGCCGCCAGCGGAGAGAGCAAAGUCUUCUACCACAAAAUGAUGGGAGACUACCACCGUUACCUCGCUGAAUUCGCUACUGGCGACAAGAGAAAGGACUCUGCCGACAAAUCGCUCGAGGCCUACAAGGCCGCUUCGGACGUCGCCGUCACUGAGCUUCCACCAACACACCCCAUCCGUCUGGGUCUUGCCCUCAACUUCUCGGUCUUCUACUACGAGAUCCUCAACAGCCCCGACCGUGCGUGCCACCUCGCUAAGCAGGCUUUCGACGAUGCCAUUGCCGAGCUCGACACCCUGUCCGAGGAGUCUUACAAGGACUCUACCCUCAUCAUGCAACUCUUGCGUGACAACUUGACCCUCUGGACCUCCGACAUGACUGAGGGCACUGGAGACGACGCGCCAAAGCGGGAAGAGGAAUCCAAAGCUGAAGAGGCCCCUGCUGCGGCAGCUUAGAGAGAGUGUGCCAUUACCAUACCGAAGAGACAAAGAGUUUGACUUGCAUUUCUCGGGUUCCGUACGGCGCUACCACCCCCUCGAUCCACCUCUUACUACCCGUCAUCCUCUCUACUCUCGCUCUCGCCAUAGCUGUUAUUCCGUCCUCUCCACUCUUUCUCCUCCUUUCCAAACCCCUUGUUUACGCCAUAGCGUCGAUAUUUUCAGAUGAACCAAAGUAUUCGUUACACUGGGCAGCAUUGCGAGCGAAGCAGUUGGUCAUGCGCUCACUGUCCGUGUUAAGCCCCACCCCGGACAGACGUGACGCGCUGCAUUUCUACAAU
This is a messenger RNA of Kockovaella imperatae, 1417 nucleotides long. RefSeq names its product 14-3-3 domain-containing protein. Gene Ontology annotation, biological process: signal transduction. Lineage: Eukaryota; Fungi; Basidiomycota; Tremellomycetes; Tremellales; Cuniculitremaceae. Bases 312 to 1094 code for a protein of 260 amino acids. The record is from RefSeq and is a predicted model, not a curated record. Gene Ontology annotation, cellular component: cytoplasm. The transcript is spliced from 6 exons.